Messenger RNA from Drosophila kikkawai, 526 nucleotides. RefSeq lists its product as uncharacterized. The record is from RefSeq and is a predicted model, not a curated record. NCBI's taxonomy places the organism in Eukaryota, Metazoa, Arthropoda, Insecta, Diptera, Drosophilidae.
ACUAACCAUGCUGGGAUUAAGGAUAUACCUGACUCUAAUGCUGCUAAACCAGGCCCCUUUAAAAUGUCCUACGAGGCAAGUUUCGCGUCCCUCCGUGUGGGACUUUCGCAUUCGUUUAUUGGGCCGAGAGCACCGAGUCAAUGGCACAGUCACAAUCAAGGAAGAUUUAGACAACGUUCACCAUACUGUGGGCAUUGAGACCUACAACGAUGCCUCUGGCAGUGGUCACUUCAAGCAAAUGCCUUUCUUUGUGCCCCAGCAGUCUGUUUGCAAGGCCGUCGCCGGCUUCUGGUUUUAUGUAAAAGCGAGCAUUCCAUAUGGCGAAAAAACGGAUAUGCCCUUCGAGAGUCACCCUUGUCCCAUACCGAAGGGCCAAUACUAUGUAAAGGAUGUUACAAUUAAGCCGGAGCUUUGGCCAAUUGCUAUGCCGCGCGGUUAUUUUAAGUAUGUCUUAACCUUCAAAAAGGAUGCGGAAGUGGUCAGUCGUCAGGAAGUGGUUAUUUAUGUGGUAGAUCGUAGGAUUUAG